Molecule: messenger RNA, 720 nt
Organism: Lodderomyces beijingensis
Lineage: Eukaryota; Fungi; Ascomycota; Pichiomycetes; Serinales; Debaryomycetaceae
Source: the annotation of a GenBank genome assembly
AUGUUCAAGGGCAAAUCGGCGUUGAUCACCGGGGGAUCUAGAGGAAUCGGUUUGGCGAUUGCGUCGAGACUCGCCCAGGAAGGGGCAAACGUGACCCUAGUUGCAAGAAAUCACGCUCUGCUAGAGGCAGCCACGAGGUCGUUGCCAAGAGACGACAGGCACAACCAGCAUCACCAUUUCCAAGCGCUAAAUUUGUUGAAUCUAGUAAAUAGCAAUCACCCUGAUGCGUUGAUUGCGCAGAAGCUGUUGAGUUCAAACACGAUCUUGGUCAAUUGCGCCGGGAUGACCACGCAUUCCUUGCUUCAUCUGACGAGCCAACAGCAGAUUCUAGAUACGCUCAAUUUGAACCUCACCAUCCCGAUUUUGUUGAGUCAAUGGGCGAUCAAAAACAUGAUUCGAAAUCGCAAGUUGCAUCCCGCGAUACUCAACAUCUCCUCGGUCUUGUCCUUGACCGACCAUGUCAUACCGGGAACUUCAGUGUAUGCCGCGUCCAAGGCUGGAUUGCUUGGCUUCACUACUAGCUUAGCCAAUGAAAUGAAGGGACGAAUCAGAGUGAAUGCGUUGAUGCCUGGCUUGGUGCGCGAAACAGAUAUGGGAUCCAUUGUUGAUGAAGAAAAAAAUGUGGCACCUGUGGUUUCGCUCAGUUUCGUGGCUGAUAAAGCGGUUGAGAUGUUGGGGGACUUGUCUCUCAAUGGUGAAUGCAAGAUGAUUGAGCAAUGA